This is a messenger RNA of Drosophila subobscura, 473 nucleotides long. RefSeq lists its product as uncharacterized. The record is from RefSeq and is a predicted model, not a curated record. Bases 73 to 432 code for a protein of 119 amino acids. The transcript is spliced from 2 exons. Lineage: Eukaryota; Metazoa; Arthropoda; Insecta; Diptera; Drosophilidae.
UUUUGGGGCUAUAAAACCAGAGCGUCUUCUUCGUAGUCAAAUCAAAGUAGUCGAGAAGUUCACCCAACGAAGAUGUUCAAAGUUCUGUUUCUCUUGUGCGCUGUUUGUGCCGCCGUGAGCCAGGCUCGUCCCAGCUAUCUGCAUGGAUACGACGCCCUGGAGUACGCCCCCAGUGUGGUGGGAUAUGAGAGCGUGGCCCUGCCCGCGGCCGUCUCCCACCAGAGCUCGACGGUGGUGCACGAGAAGCGUCCCUACUGGCGGCCCAUUGUCGAUCAUCACUCGCCGCUGCUGAGGGCCUCCUAUGCCCCAGUGUCCUCCAUCUCGUAUGCCCCACUGGGAUAUGCCGGAAGCAGUGCCGGAUGGUACGAGCCGGGAGCGGGCGCCUGGAGCGGAUCCCUCGGUGGCGGCUACGAGAGCAUCUACCUGAAGUAGAGCCUCAAGGAUAAUAAAUCUCCGAAUCUCACACAUUGGAA